CCGCAGCGCCCUCUUUGGUCACGUGAGGGCAGGGAGGCUAGGCGGAAACUGGGUCUGGCCGGCUCGAGGUCUGGUCCAGAACUGAAGGCGAUCCCCUGGCAGAGGAGAGUGGGACCGGCGGGCGGACCCCGCUGGCGACCGCCGGCCCUGCGCGUGCGCCGCUGACGCGGCCCGGCUGACAGAUUUUUUGAUGGACCAUCCAGUCAGCCCACAGGCCUGCUUUCGUUUAGUGAUCUGCAGAGCCCAGCUCUGCCGCAGCUAAUCAUCCCGCCGCCCGCGUGCAGCCCCGCUGCUCAUCCUCACGAUGCUGGACUUCCUGGCUGAGAACAACCUCUGUGGCCAAGCAAUCCUGAGGAUCGUGUCCUGUGGCAAUGCCAUCAUCGCGGAGCUGCUGAGGCUCUCAGAGUUCAUUCCUGCCGUGUUCAGGUUGAAGGAUCGAGCGGAUCAACAGAAAUACGGAGAGAUCAUAUUUGAUUUCAGCUAUUUUAAGGGUCAAGAGUUAUGGGAAAGCAAACUGGAAGCAAAGCCAGAGCUACAGGAUUUAGAUGAAGAAUUUCGGGAAAACAACAUAGAAAUUGUGACCAGAUUUUAUUUAGCAUUUCAGAGUGUGCAUAAAUAUAUUGUAGACUUAAACAGAUACCUAGAUGAUCUCAAUGAAGGUGUUUAUAUUCAGCAAACUUUAGAAACUGUGCUUCUCAAUGAAGAUGGAAAACAACUUCUUUGUGAAGCACUAUAUUUAUAUGGAGUUAUGCUGCUAGUCAUUGAUCAGAAGAUUGAAGGAGAAGUCAGAGAGAGGAUGCUGGUCUCUUACUAUCGCUACAGUGCCGCUCGAUCUUCUGCUGAUUCAAAUAUGGAUGAUAUUUGCAAGCUGCUGCGGAGUACAGGUUAUUCCAGCCAGCCAGGAGCCAAAAGGCCACCCAACUAUCCCGAGAGCUAUUUCCAGAGAGUCCCUAUCAAUGAAGCCUUCAUCAGCAUGGUCAUUGGUCGACUGAGAUCUGAUGAUAUUUACAACCAGGUCUCGGCCUACCCGUUGCCGGAGCACCGCAGCACAGCCCUGGCGAAUCAGGCUGCCAUGCUGUAUGUGAUUCUCUACUUUGAGCCUGCUAUUCUCCAGACCCAUCAAGCAAAAAUGAGAGAGAUCGUGGAUAAAUACUUUCCAGAUAACUGGGUAAUUAGUAUUUACAUGGGGAUCACAGUGAACCUAGCAGAAGCUUGGGAACCUUACAAAGCUGCAAAAACUGCUUUAAAUAACACUCUGGACCUUUCAAACGUCAGAGAACAGGCAAGCAGGUAUGCUGCUGUCAGUGAAAGAGUGCACACUCAAGUGCAGCAGCUUCUGAAAGAAGGUUAUUUAAGGGAGGAGAUGGUUCUGGACAAUAUCCCAAAGCUCCUCAACUGCCUGCGGGACUGCAACGUGGCCAUCCGGUGGCUGAUGCUUCAUACGACAGACUCAGCCUGUGACCCAAACAAUAAACGCCUUCGUCAGAUCAAGGACCAGAUUCUAACCGACUCUAGGUACAAUCCCAAGAUCCUCUUCCAGUUGCUGCUGAAUACUGCACAGUUUGAGUUCAUACUCAAAGAGAUGUUCAAACAGAUGCUUUCCGAGAAGCAGGCCAAAUGGGAGCAUUACAAGAAGGAGGGCUCGGAGCGGAUGACGGAGCUUGCCGAUGUCUUUUCAGGAGUGAAACCCCUCACCAGAGUAGAGAAAAAUGAAAAUCUUCAAGCUUGGUUCAGAGAGAUCUCAAAACAAAUACUGUCUUUAAAUUAUGAUGAUUCCACUGCUGCAGGCAGAAAAACUGUGCAACUAAUACAGGCUUUGGAGGAGGUUCAGGAAUUUCACCAGUUGGAGUCAAAUCUGCAAGUGUGUCAGUUUCUUGCUGAUACCCGGAAGUUUCUCCACCAAAUGAUCAGGACAAUUAACAUUAAAGAGGAAGUCCUGAUCACAAUGCAGAUCGUUGGCGACCUCUCCUUUGCUUGGCAGUUGAUUGACAGUUUCACAUCCAUCAUGCAAGAAAGCAUAAGGGUCAACCCAUCCAUGGUUACUAAACUCAGAGCUACAUUCCUGAAGCUUGCCUCUGCGCUGGACCUGCCCCUUCUUCGUAUUAAUCAAGCAAACAGCCCUGAUCUUCUCAGCGUGUCUCAGUAUUACUCUGGUGAACUGGUGUCCUAUGUGAGAAAGGUGCUGCAGAUCAUCCCAGAAAGCAUGUUUACAUCUCUUCUGAAAAUCAUCAAGCUGCAGACCCACGAUAUCAUUGAAGUGCCUACCCGCCUGGACAAAGACAAGCUGAGGGACUAUGCUCAGCUGGGCCCCCGAUACGAGGUUGCCAAGCUUACUCACGCUAUUUCCAUUUUCACCGAAGGCAUCUUAAUGAUGAAAACAACUUUGGUUGGCAUCAUCAAGGUGGAUCCAAAGCAGUUGCUGGAGGAUGGAAUAAGAAAGGAGCUGGUGAAGCGGGUAGCCUUUGCCCUUCAUCGGGGACUGAUAUUCAACCCUCGGGCCAAGCCAAGUGAAUUGAUGCCCAAGCUGAAAGAGUUGGGAGCUACCAUGGAUGGAUUCCAUCGUUCCUUUGAAUACAUACAGGACUAUGUCAACAUCUAUGGUCUGAAGAUCUGGCAGGAAGAAGUCUCUCGUAUUAUAAAUUAUAAUGUGGAGCAAGAGUGUAAUAACUUCUUAAGAACAAAGAUUCAAGACUGGCAAAGUAUGUACCAGUCCACUCAUAUUCCAAUACCAAAGUUUACACCCGUGGAUGAGUCCGUAACAUUUAUUGGUCGACUGUGCAGAGAAAUCUUGCGAAUCACAGACCCAAAAAUGACAUGUCACAUAGACCAGCUCAACACCUGGUACGAUAUGAAAACGCAUCAGGAAGUGACCAGCAGCCGCCUCUUCUCAGAAAUCCAGACGACCUUGGGGACAUUUGGUCUGAACGGCUUGGACAGACUUCUGUGCUUCAUGAUUGUGAAAGAGCUGCAGAAUUUCCUCAGUAUGUUUCAGAAAAUCAUCCUGAGGGACAGAACUGUUCAGGACACUUUAAAAACACUCAUGAAUGCUGUCAGCCCCCUGAAAAGCAUUGUUGCCAAUUCAAAUAAAAUUUAUCUUUCUGCCAUUGCCAAAACGCAAAAGAUUUGGACCCCUUACCUUGAGGCUAUAAUGAAGGUUGGGCAAAUGCAGAUUCUGAGGCAGCACAUUGCCAAUGAAUUAAAUUACUCUUGUCGGUUUGACUCCAAACAUCUGGCAGCCGCUCUGGAGAAUCUCAAUAAGGCUCUCCUGGCAGAUAUUGAAGCCCACUACCAGGACCCUUCGCUUCCUUACCCUAAGGAAGACAACACACUCUUGUAUGAGAUCACGGCCUACCUGGAGGCAGCUGGCAUCCACAACCCGCUGAAUAAGAUUUAUAUAACAACAAAACGCUUACCCUACUUUCCAGUUGUCAACUUUCUGUUUCUGAUUGCUCAGUUGCCAAAACUUCAGUACACCAAAAAUCUAGGGAUGAUCUGCCGCAAACCUGCUGACCCUGUGGAUUGGCUGCCGCUCGUCCUGGGCCUGCUCACUCUGCUGAAGCAGUUUCAUUCCCGGUACACUGAGCAGUUCCUGGCGCUGAUCGGCCAGUUUAUCCGCUCCACAGUGGAGCAGUGUACAAGCCAGAAGGUACCUGAAAUGCCUGCAGAAGUCGUGGGUGCCCUUCUGUUUCUGGAGGACUAUGUCCGGUACACGAAGCUCCCCAGGAGGGUUGCUGAAGCACAUGUGCCUAAUUUCAUUUUUGAUGAGUUCAGAACAGUCCUGUAAUUUUUUUCAAUGAAAGGAUUACCCUUUAAUCUUCCCAUCACUCAAAUGGAUUUGCAAGUGAAGAGAACUCAGCUGCUCACAUAACUUCUUCCCUGUUUCUGAGGAAGGUGCAUCUCAGCACUGGUCAGCGUCAUUUUAUUUGCAGUGUGUAUCAUGUGGAAGCAAACACAGUUUUGUAAAGUCUCUUAUAAAUACUGAAUGUAAUUGUUACAUAAAAAUCCAUUUAGUUUUAUGUUCUAAAGGACUAAUUGUGCAACUCCACGUUUUCAGUAAACUUUUACUGCCAGUAA
Molecule: messenger RNA, 4074 nt
Organism: Octodon degus (degu)
Lineage: Eukaryota; Metazoa; Chordata; Mammalia; Rodentia; Octodontidae
Gene: Washc5
Product: WASH complex subunit 5
Exons: 29
Coding region: 305-3784 (1159 amino acids)
Biological process (GO): regulation of actin nucleation; actin filament polymerization; endosome fission
Cellular component (GO): endosome; WASH complex
Source: RefSeq, a predicted model, not a curated record